Messenger RNA from Lycium ferocissimum, 2828 nucleotides. RefSeq lists its product as uncharacterized. The transcript is spliced from 3 exons. The record is from RefSeq and is a predicted model, not a curated record. NCBI's taxonomy places the organism in Eukaryota, Viridiplantae, Streptophyta, Magnoliopsida, Solanales, Solanaceae. The coding region runs from base 1192 to 2511 and encodes 439 amino acids.
ACAUUAAAAUAGGCAAGCAAAAUCAUUGAGAUUUGUGAUAUUAUUAAUUACCCAUCUUGUUAUCAAAAUACAUUAUUUUAUUCAGCUUGUGAUAUACUAGUAUCAUUCAAUUCAAAUGUGAUUCUCAUUCAAUUCAAAAAUAUGAGGUGAUGUGAGGUGAGUGAGAGUGUGACUUUUCAAGUGUCAGAAUGAAUUUCAAUUUUUAGCCUGUCUUUCUGAAUCUUUAUACUGUGUGCACAUUUGCUUAUGUUACUGUCACUCAUUAAUACACCAAAACCAAAAUUUUAAAGCUUCUUAAGGUUCUUGUCUUGUUCCUUUAAUAAUAACCCAAUAGAUUCUUGUUUUUCAUUCAAUUGACAAUAUCCUUUUCCUUCUCUUUUGCCUCUAAGCUUUUUUGGUUCUCACUCAUUUUCUUUCUAGGGUGACUUUAAUUCUUGAAAAGUUAUAAUCUUUCUUGUCAUUUUGAAGAAUCCUUUGAGGGUAUUGGGUAUUCAUUUUUGUUUUCUGAUAGCUAAAAAGAGGCAUUUUUAAGGGAUAAUGUCAGCCAAGAAUAGAAAAUCUCUCUUCACUAACUUCUUUUCUUGAGUGUCUUUAAUUUUUGAAAAGUUCUAAUUUUUACUGGGAUUUUGAAGAAUCCUUUGUGGGUUGUCUUAUUGUAAGGGUAUUGGGUAUUAACUUUUGUUUUCUGAUAGCUAAAAAGAGGCAUUUUUAUAAGGGAUAGUGUUAGCCACGAAUAGAAAAUCUUCUUGACUACCUUUUUUGGGUUUCUAGUUUGAUUUUCUGGGGUGACUUUAGUUUUUGAAAAAGUUUUGAUUUUUCUUGGUACUUUGAAGGAUUCUUUUGUGGUUUGUCUUCUUGAGGAUAUUGGGUAUUCACUUUUGUUUUCUGAUAGCUAAAAAAGGCAUAUUCCUAAGGAUAAUGUCAGCCAAGAAUGGAAAACCUUCUUUAAUACCUUUUUGGGUUUAUGGAGGUAGAAAAAGGUAAUGUUUUUGUGAAAAGUUCAGUUCUUUUAGAAAGUUAUUUGACUAUAAAUACAGGAAAAGUAAAAUCUUUAGUAUAUUGAAGCUUUGAAGCUUGAAAUUCUUGUCAAUGGGAGAGAAAAAAGUAAUGGCUUUGUGAAAAGUUCAGUUCUUUUAGAAAGUUAUCUGACUAUAAGUAGAGGAAGUUGUAUUUUUGAGUAUAUUCUUGUGAAUGGGGGAGAAGAAGAAUAUGCCAGCAGUUUGGUUUUCUUUGAAGAGAUCCUUGCAUUGUAAAUCAGAGCCAUCAGAUGUUCAUGACCCAAAAACAAGAAAACAGUUGAGCACAAUUUUGACUAGUAAAAAAGGAGGAGCAAGGUCUGGUUGUUCAAGGUCCAUAGCAAAUCUCAAAGAUGUUAUCCAUGGUAGCAAAAGACACUUAGAAAAACCCCCAAGUUGUAGUCCAAGAUCUAUUGGUAGCAGUGAGUUUCUUAACCCAAUAACACAUGAAGUAAUCUUGAGUAAUUCAAGAUGUGAGUUGAAAAUCACUAGUAGUUUAAAUGGCCUUCAAGAAAGUACUAAUGGUGGCUCAACUUUUGUGGGUACUUUAAGGCCUGGUACCCCAGGUCCAGGAGGGCACCCUACAAUGCAUUAUUUCAAUUCUAGGAACACAGUGGCAACAACUCCUACAAGGAGGAGUGCAUCAGUUGGUGGCUCUGCUGGUUUUUGGGGAGGCCAUAGUUUUCCUGCUAAAACUAGGCAUUCACUUGACAAUGAUACUAAUGGAACUUCUUCUGGGGUCACAUGUCAUAAGUGUGGAGAGCAAUUUGGGAAAUGGGAAGAUCUUGAAGCACAUCAUCUUUCUAAGCAUGCUGCUUACAUCACAAGAUUGUACAUUUGCAGCUUCAAAGCCCAAUUCCUAGUGAGUGAACUUUUAGAGGGCGAUUCUUCAAGGAAGAUAGUAGAAAUAAUCUGUCGCUCGAGCUGGUUAAAAUCCGAGAACAGCGUUGGCCGGAUUGAAAGGGUCUUGAAAGUUCACAACACACAAAAAACUCUGGCUCGGUUUGAAGAAUAUAGGGAGAUGGUGAAGAUGAAAGCAAGUAAGCUCCCUAAGAAACAUCCCCGAUGUAUAGCUGAUGGCAAUGAACUUUUAAGGUUCUACGGAACUACUAUAGCAUGCGGACUUGGCAUGAACGGAUCCUGCAGCCUCUGUAUAUCCGAUAAAUGCUGUGUUUGUCGAAUUAUCAGAAAUGGUUUCUCCACGAAGAAGGAACUCAAAGGCGGGAUCGGUGUCUUCACGACAUCCACAAGUGGAAGAGCUUAUGAAUGUAUUGAGAUGACUGAAGACGACCCGUCCUUAAGAAAAGCGUUGAUCGUCUGCAGAGUAGUUGCAGGUCGAGUGCAUAGGCCAUUGGAGAAUAUUCAAGAAAUGGCUGGCCAAACGGGGUUUGAUUCUUUGGCUGGUAAGGUUGGCGUGUACUCAAACAUAGAGGAGCUGUACUUGCUUAAUCCAAAGGCACUUCUUCCUUGUUUUGUGGUAAUCUGCAAAGCCUAAGGAAAAGAAUAAGACAUGGUAGAAUUUUUAAAUUAGUAGUGAAAUUUGUCUUCGCGUAUAGGCAGCUUUUCGACAUGUUGUUCUGCAGGAAUUUUUGGUUCUUGAGGAGUCCAAAUUCUUCCUGCAAUUUCUGUUCUGUUAUUAACAAAAUUUGGCAAAUCUAGAUGAUCCAAAGUUUCAUUGAUUGGUUUUGUUCACUUUGUGUGGAGUGACUUGACUUUUCCUGUCUAUGGUUUUUGUUUUUUCAAACAUGCGUUGGUGUAACAGCGUGCAGUUCAUUGUACAUAUUAGUAUAGAUAACUAUAAAUUUGGGACCA